GUUCGCUGGAGCAACAGGUGUUAUUUUCUACCGUGUGUUCCAAGAAAUGUUGAGCGUAGUGAGAUAAUCGAAAAGUUACUCUAUUAGUUAUUUCUUCUCAGUAAAUUUGAGUUGUGGGCAAAGCUGAUAUGAUCCUUGAACUUUUACUGCCGUGAUAUAUAGUUAUAUUAAAUCCUGAAAACUGAAUGAACUCCCGGCACCUGACUUUACGAAGACGUUACUCGUUGGCAGAAAAGUGACAAGACUUCAGUCGUACUCGCAGAUGUAAUCAAGUCACGAAUCGCGAUUACCGCGUAGGUCAAAAUCAUGUAGGCUACCUACAAACAUCCGAGUGUUUACAUCGUGAUGAAAAUCGGUGCAAUUCUCUCUUCUAAAAGAUAUCCAGGUUUUCAGAUGGUAUACAAGCAUAAACAGAUGUGAUGAGCGGAAGUAUCGGAAGUAAUGCCAUGCCUGGGAAUGGCCUGGUUUCACUGCCGUCUCAGUCUCACAUGAACCAAGCUCUAACUGACGCUUCGUUCAUGCAUGACAGUGGUCUCGGAGGCAGCUUUGUGAGCAGUACAAGUAGUAGCAGUCGGGGCAGCUAUGGUGGUAGUAGUCUGAGCGACCGAGCAAGUGUGAGUAGCAGCUCACAAAGCGGUGGUAGUGGAGGCAUUGGUAAUUUGGGGAUACCACAUCUGCCGGUGAGCGCCACUUCUACUGGAUAUAAUCCAGGGUUUUACUAUAGUGAAGGUGGCGCGUACAGAGGACCUAAUUCACCUGGAUCUGUGAACCACGUAGCUUCACUAGUGAGCAAACCAACGUUUGGGAUCUCCAAUAACAUCGGAGAAGCGUCAAUUCCGGGACUCGGUAUUCCUGUGCCCAGUUCUCCCCAUCAUGCUGCCCAUAACAACGCUGGAAACUCCAGGAUGUACGACGCCAGCGUCCCCAUGUCCAAUAAUAUGUGUGGUCGGGACGUUUGUCCCGAUCUUCUCCUCAGAAGUCCUAGCGUAGACCACAUGCGUCGAGAUUUUCCCCACAGCCGAAGUGGUAGCAUUGAUGCCAAUCGAAAUGAUUAUCCGCAUCACAGGAGUGGCAGCAUCGACACUAGUAGAAAUGAUAUGCAGCAUCUAAGAUGCGGUAGCAUAGACACGACUAGAAAUGACUUGCAGCAUCUAAGGAGUGGCAGCAUAGAUACGACUAGAAACGACUUGCAGCAUCUUAGGGGUGGCAGCAUAGAGACGACUAGAAACGACUUGCAUCAUGCAAGGAGUGGCAGCAUCGACGCGACUAGGAACGACUUCCUGCACAACAGGAACGGCAGUAUAGACGCCACUCGCAACAGCGUGCCGCACUUACGCGGCGGAAGUAACAUGGAUCCUAACAACAUGAGAGGCGAAUACCCGCACCCUCGCAGCGGCAGCAUCGACAGCACAUACAGAAGCAACUAUCACCUGAGAACUGACAGCGCUGAUGCUAUGGGAAGACCCACAGACUUCAGGAGAAGCGGCAGCAUUGAUGCUCCUGCUGGUAGGAAUGACCACCUUUGCCGUAGGACAUCGGAUAGUGUCAUCAGCGAAGACCAGCCCAGGUCCUAUGGGGUUGUGGCAUCGGCUGAGGGCGGAGGAGACACUUCGGAUGAAGUCCUGAGGGAGUCGUUCAUGGUGAAGCGGUCACAGAACAGAAGUCGCUUCGGACCCACCAACUGGCGGGAGCGGUGGUUCGUUUUGACGGCUGCGCACAUCAUCUAUUACGACGGCGACCGACAGAGUGGACGUAAGAAGGAGAAAGGUCGAGUAGACUUGUCGAGCGUGGAGUGCGUGGAGCGCGUUGACGAGAGCGUCUUCGACAGGGACAACGUCUUCCAGGUCGGUCACGUCAUCGAUGGUGCCGAGAGCUGCACGCUCUACGUGGAGGCCGCCACAUGUCCAGUCGAGGCAGGGGCCAAGGCGCGACCGCAGCUGGGGGGAGGAAAGAAGGUCGUUGAUCUGAAUCCAGUGGUUGAUAGUGUUGAAGGAUUUGAUGAGGACCAGCGCAGUGAGGAUGUUCCUGUGAGCGGGUCUUUUUCUGGUUCAGACCGUAAAUGA
Messenger RNA from Hyalella azteca, 2063 nucleotides. RefSeq lists its product as uncharacterized. The coding region runs from base 420 to 2063 and encodes 547 amino acids. The transcript is spliced from 6 exons. The record is from RefSeq and is a predicted model, not a curated record. Lineage: Eukaryota; Metazoa; Arthropoda; Malacostraca; Amphipoda; Hyalellidae.